Caenorhabditis elegans is the source of this 1905-nucleotide messenger RNA. It is a transcript of the gene K09A11.1, whose product is annotated as BED-type domain-containing protein. Gene Ontology annotation, molecular function: DNA binding; protein dimerization activity. The record is from RefSeq and is marked reviewed. Lineage: Eukaryota; Metazoa; Nematoda; Chromadorea; Rhabditida; Rhabditidae. Gene Ontology annotation, biological process: post-embryonic development. The transcript has 5 exons. Gene Ontology annotation, cellular component: nucleus. The coding region runs from base 6 to 1823 and encodes 605 amino acids.
AGGACAUGGUAAAAUCACGAGUGUGGGACUAUUUUCUGAAACUUCAAGAUGGCCGCAACAAAUGCAAUUUAUGCAACAAAAUUUUGGCGAGAGGGAGUAGAGGUUCAACACAUAACCUUAUCAGUCAUUUGACGCGAGUUCACCCAAAAGAAUAUGUUCUUCAAGAAGAGCCACCAGUUAUGAUAGCUCAGGAGGAUUCUUCGGAAUUCAGUUUUCAAAGUAACAAUAUGAAGACUGAAGAUUUCACAAUGCAAUCAUUUUUUGAACCAGAAUUCAUGAAACUGUAUAAUGAUAACAAUAUCACCAAGUCUAUUAUGGAAAUGAUUUGCAUGGAUUCAAUGCCAAUGACGACGACUGAUCGAGCAGGAUUCAAGCGAUUUAUGACAAGUGUAUGUCCGGAUUAUGAGUUGAAAAGUCCCUCAUCAAUGAUAUCAUACGAGUUGCCAAAAUUGUAUCAAGAGUACGAAGACCAACUAAGAAUGGAAUUGAAUUUGGCUGAGCACGUUGUUCUCUCUGUUGACAUUUGGUCCGACAAAGGUUCGAUACAGGAGAUGAUUGGAGUUACUGGAAACUUUUUGAAAAACGAGAAAGUAGUUCGUCGUACAAUUGGAGUUAUCAACUAUCAAAAGGACGUACACAACGGAGUCUAUGUUGCUGCUGAACUUGAUAACCUGAUGGCCCGGUUCAAUUUAAAUGGAAAAGUAGAAGUUGUCUGCAGAGAUUACAAUUCAAUUGUAGAAAAUGCAUGUGACCAUUUGAAAAUUUCUUCAGUUAAUUGCUUCAAUCAACAGCUACAUUUGGCAGCUUGUGAGGCAAAAUCAAAAAUUGGACAAAUAAACAGAGUUUUGUUGAACUGCAAGCUACUUGUCAAAAAUUUGAAAAACAGUUCUGUCACCUGGCAAACAUCAGAGAAAAUCCAAAGUUUAAUGGAAAUUCCAAAUUUGUGCCUCAAUCAUUGCUCAGACGAAUGUUGGUGUUUCUUGCAAGAAUUCUUUGGGAGGGUCAUAGAAUGCCAACAAGUGAUUGAAGAACUUCAAAAACUGCAAUCGAGCGAUUGGGACCUUAUGAGAGAUGUCGUGGAAAUUCUGGCACCACUUAGCAAGUUUUCUAAAUUAUCAGAGUCAAAAGAGUCGUCUGCUUCAGUGAUCAUUCCAUACUGUGAUUAUCUUGUGAAAGCAUACGAAUCAACACAAAAUCAGCCGGAAGCAUUUUUGGCAGUUAAAGAACACAUGGAAAGAGAGCUGCACAAAUACACAUCUUGCCAGUACUUGAAAUUUUCCACUCUACUUGAUCCGCGAUAUAAGGAUUUAUAUACAAACGACAGUGACACUUCCAAUUUGAUAAAGGCCAUUGAAACUGAAUUUGAAACGAUGGAUUACAAAAACAGAACAUUUGAAGAGAUUUCUUCAGAAUUGUGUGGACCAGCUCCAAAAUCUCAGAAACUUGAUUUUGACGCUUAUAUACAGGAAAAAAUUAAAUCUCGCGGCAAACAUAACGCAUUAACUGGUGAAAAAUUGACCGUGAGAAUGGAAGUGACUCGAUAUCUCUCAACAGCCGUUGAAGAUGUAACGCCUAGAGAUUUCUGGCUAAACGAUGUGACAAAAGCUUCUUAUCCAAGACUUGCCAAAUUCGCUCGACGUUUUAUAAUUUGUCCGACGGGAUCUAGUGCAGCCGAGAAACUAUUUUCAACAGAUCGAGCGACUAUGGAUGAGUACAGAAAUACUUUGUCUGAUGAAAAUUUGAAAAUGCUCAUUUUUUUGAACAAAAAUAUUUCUUCAAUGACUGAUCUUGAAUUUGAAACAGAGCGGGACCUACAUGACUAAUUAUUGAUCUAAUGAUUUUAUUUAUUUGUUACUGAAAAUUUCUGAUUUUUUUUUGUUUUCCAAUAAAAAUCUUUAUACUUUU